Echinostoma caproni is the source of this 846-nucleotide messenger RNA. The record is from the annotation of a GenBank genome assembly. Lineage: Eukaryota; Metazoa; Platyhelminthes; Trematoda; Plagiorchiida; Echinostomatidae.
CGUGGUGUGCGAAACAGUAGCAUGGACUCGUCAGUUCUGGGUACUCCCAUCUCUCCAAACGAAUCGAGCACUGAAAAGGACGAACCACCGGUUGAUUCCCGCUCCCAAUCGAUUGCAGCACCGGAAUCGAUGGAUCCGGAUGCCCAGGACGACCUGCUGCACAUGACCGAGGGAAUCAACGCCCUGGCGGCCAGUUUGGCCAUCUCGGCACAGAUUGAUCGCGGAACAGAGUAUCGCAAACCGCCUUAUUCAUAUGCUCAGCUUAUCAUACAAGCAAUUGCCUCAGCUCCGGAGCAACGGUUAACAUUAGCCGAUAUCUACGCGCAUAUAUCAAGCAAUUUCCCCUAUUACAAAUCCUAUGAAAAAGGCUGGCAGAACUCCAUUCGACACAACUUGUCACUGAAUCGCUAUUUCGUCCGCGUACCGCGAAGCAGUGGGGAACCAGGCAAAGGUGCUUUCUGGAAACUCGACUCCACGUGUGAUCCGCGCCUGAUUAGUCAGGCAUUCCGUAAACGUCGUCAGUUCAGUACCGUCGCUGCGCCAAUGUCCGGUCGUGGCCAAGCGUUAAUGGAUCAUGAUGAGAUCCAUUCACAGGAACUGUGUGAUUCCAUGGAUGGAAUACGUCCAUCUGGGCUACCCUUGAGUGAUCAGUCGAAUCCAAGUUCUCCUUCACCGCACCCGUUUAUCGCAUCUCAUCUGCCCAGUCCCGGCAUUCGUCUUCCCACACUGGAUGAAUCAACGGGUCCGGUAACAUCGUUGUCCACUGCGGGAGCCGAUCAGUUUUUAUUCCCCAAUACCGCUACGGCUGUUGAUUUACGGUGCCGUGCACCGUCGUGGAAUGUGUGA